AUGCCGACGAAAGGAUUGUCUUCCCGCGACUUCUUGCUGAAGAUCGGGAAGGUUGGGCGGCGCUACGUUCAAGGACGGCACGCCACGGCGGCGAACCGCAACUGGCGAUCAUAUCAACCUGUCGAUUUAGUAACCAACGGUGCUCGCAUCACAAAUCUCAAGGAUCCAUUUGUGCGCGACUUCAGUAACUUUGUCUUUGGACUUUGUCAAAAGACUGACACUCAUUUGGAAUGA
Necator americanus (New World hookworm) is the source of this 234-nucleotide messenger RNA. RefSeq lists its product as uncharacterized. The record is from RefSeq and is a predicted model, not a curated record. NCBI's taxonomy places the organism in Eukaryota, Metazoa, Nematoda, Chromadorea, Rhabditida, Ancylostomatidae. Bases 1 to 234 code for a protein of 77 amino acids. The transcript is spliced from 2 exons.